Neocloeon triangulifer is the source of this 660-nucleotide messenger RNA. It is a transcript of the gene mbf1, whose product is annotated as endothelial differentiation-related factor 1. Gene Ontology annotation, cellular component: nucleus. The coding region runs from base 172 to 573 and encodes 133 amino acids. The record is from RefSeq and is a predicted model, not a curated record. Lineage: Eukaryota; Metazoa; Arthropoda; Insecta; Ephemeroptera; Baetidae. Gene Ontology annotation, molecular function: DNA binding. The transcript is spliced from 5 exons.
GGUUCCUCGUCGCUGAUUGGUCGACACUCAUUUGUUGUGAUCGCCAUCUUGAAAUUUUCCCUUGACCAAAUAAAUCUCACGCACUUUACGUUUUACCGAUUUGCGAAGUUUCUGGAAUCGCAGCAACAUUACUAUCAAUUCAAAAAAGGACAAAUCAAACCUACCGGCAAGAUGAAUAUGAAAAAUAUCUCGGCUAAGUCUGAGCAGGCUGUGAAUGCCGCCAGGAGACAAGGAGCCAGUGUUGACACGACUCAGAAAUGGGGUGCUGCCACCAACAAGCAGCACCAGACCACCAAGAACACGGCCAAACUGGACCGCGAGACUGAAGAGCUGAAGCACGAGAAAAUUUCCAUGGACAUUGGCAAACUGAUCCAGCAGGGACGUCUGUCCAAAGGCUGGAGCCAGAAGGAACUGGCCACAAAAAUCAACGAGAAGCCGCAGGUUAUCAACGACUACGAAGCUGGCAGGGCCAUUCCUAACCAAGCCAUUCUAGGCAAGAUAGAACGUACUAUUGGCUUGAAACUAAGAGGACAACACAAAGGAGAAACUGUCCCUGGGGUAGGCAAGAAUUAACUUUAAUGUGGCCUACUCCCCAGGGAAAUAGAGUUGACCUCUGCAGAUUGGUCAACUUAAAUUUAAACUUAAUAUAAUUUAAGAAAA